Messenger RNA from Rotaria sordida, 1089 nucleotides. The record is from the annotation of a GenBank genome assembly. Lineage: Eukaryota; Metazoa; Rotifera; Eurotatoria; Philodinida; Philodinidae.
AUGAGGCUAAAAACUCUUCCAGCAGAUCAUUCCAGUUUGGCUCAAUCCUACAACAACAUCGGUGGAGUGCAUCAAAACUUAGGUAACUACUCGAAAGCACUUGAUUUUUACGAAAAAGCACUUAAAAUCAACGAAAAAGCUCCGCCUUCAAAUCAUCCCUUAUUGGGUACUUCCUACAACAACAUCGGUGGAGUGUAUAAAGACAUGGGUAACUACUCGAAAGCACUUGAAUUUUACGAAAAAACACUUAAAAUCUUGGAAAAUGUUCUGCCUCAGAAUCAUCCCUUAUUGGCUACUGCCUACGACAACAUCGGUGGAGUGUAUUACAACACGGGUAACUACUCGAAAGCACUUGAAUUUUCCGAAAAAGCACUUAAAAUAAGAGAAAAAGCUCUGCCGACGAAUCAUCCUGAUUUGGCUACUUCCUACGACAGUAUCGGUAUAGUGUAUAACAAUAUGGGUAACUACUCGAAAGCACUUGAAUUUUACGGAAAAGCACUUAAAAUCAACGAAAAAGCUCUACCUCCGAAUAAUCCUUCAUUAGCCACUUCCUACAACAACAUCGGUGGAGUGUACGACAACAUGGGUAACUACUCGAAAGCACUUGAAUUUUACGAACAAACACUUCAAAUCGACGAAAAUGUUCUGCCUCCGAACCAUCCUUCAUUGGCCACUUCCUACAACAACAUCGGUGGAGUGUACGACAACAUGGGUAACUACUCGAAAGCACUUGAGUUUUACGAAAAAACACUUAAAAUCUUCGAAAAUGUUCUGCCUCCAAAUCAUCCUUCAUUGGCCACUUCCUACAACAACAUCGGUGGAGUGUAUAACAACAUGGGUACCUACUCGAAAGCACUUGAGUUUUACGAAAAAACACUUAAAACCUUCGAAAAAGCUCUGCCUCCGAAUCAUCCUUCAUUGGCUUUUUCCUACAACAACAUCGGUACAACGUAUUAUAACAUGGGUAACUACUCGAAGGCACUUUCUUUUCUGGAAAAGGCACUUACUAUAGCACAAAAAUCAUUUCCACCAACACAUCCUCGAAUUAAGAUAAUGAUAGGUAACAUUAACCAUUUAAAAAAAAUAUGA